GCUGGCCCUGGGACGGUCGGCCGUCGAGGCCUGCGGGGGGACCGUCGACGUCCUGAUCCACUGCGGGGGGGUCUCCAGCCGGUCCGACUUUGUCGACACCCUGCUGGAGGUCGACGAGCGCGUCAUGCAGAUCAACUUUUUCUCGGGGGCGGCCCUCGCCAAGGCCGUCGUUCCCACCAUGGUGGCCGCGGGCAGCGGSGGCAAGAUCCUCUGGAUCAGCUCGGUCCAGGGCCUCAUGGGGAUCCCCUCGCGGACCUCCUACGCGGCCUCCAAGUUCGCCGUCCAGGGCUACUGCGAGGCCCUCCGGGCCGAGCUGGCCACCGAGGGGAUCUCGGUCCACUGCGCCAGCCCGGGCUACAUCCGGACCAACCUCUCCGCGAGCGCGGUCACGGGCGAYGGGAAGGCCUACGGGACCACCGACCCGGCCACCGCGGCCGGGGCCGACCCGAGGGACGUGGCGGUGGAGGUCCUGGACCGGUCGGUCGCGAAGGGAGAGGCCGAYUUUGUGGUGGCGGCCUCGGCCACGGCCAGGAUCGCCCUCUGGCUGAGGGUCCUGCUCCCGGGGGUCCUCCGGUCGCUCCUGGUSCGGCGGCACGAAACCGCCAGGGCCAAGCGGGGGGCCCCGGAGGCGCCACCGGGCGCAGMAGGCGCCGGCAAGAAGCUGGACUGAGCAAGGGGCCCCACCGAGACGCAAAGGACCUUCCCCCGGCGCCGCGAUGGAAUGCGCAUCGCAUCGCAGAGCGGCGAGCCGGAUCGGGUUAGGUCG
Molecule: messenger RNA, 766 nt
Organism: Pseudo-nitzschia multistriata
Lineage: Eukaryota; Bacillariophyta; Bacillariophyceae; Bacillariales; Bacillariaceae
Source: the annotation of a GenBank genome assembly